Molecule: messenger RNA, 1851 nt
Organism: Aspergillus campestris IBT 28561
Lineage: Eukaryota; Fungi; Ascomycota; Eurotiomycetes; Eurotiales; Aspergillaceae
Product: GMC family oxidoreductase
Exons: 3
Coding region: 1-1851 (616 amino acids)
Molecular function (GO): flavin adenine dinucleotide binding; oxidoreductase activity, acting on CH-OH group of donors
Source: RefSeq, a predicted model, not a curated record
AUGACCACGCCACCAUCCGCCGGGAGCGCCAUUUGCUCUUUGAACGAGUUUCUGCAGGUAUCCUAUGACUAUAUCAUCGUUGGAGGGGGCACAGCCGGUCUUGCGGUGGCCGCCCGUCUAAGUGAGAACCCGAGUGUGACGGUUGGUGUGAUUGAGGCUGGGAGCGACCAGACGCACAAUGAACUUGUACAGACUCCGGCUCUCUUCCCUCAGAUGUUGGGGAUUCCGGAAUACGAUUGGAUGUUGGAAACCGUGCCCCAGAGAGCGAACCGAUACAAAGUCCAUGCACAAACUCGGGGUAAAAUGCUGGGAGGGUCUAGCGCCAUGAACGGAAUGAUGUAUGUCCGCGGCUCGAAACAAGACUACGAUGAUUGGUCGACAUUUGGCAAAGGCUGGUCAUGGUCGUCCAUGGCACCCUACUUCCGGCGACACGAGACCUUCGAUGACACAAGAAUCGGACCCCCAGGAGACGAUGACUUCACCCAGUUCCGGACACACAGUCACGGUCGGACGGGGGCGAUUGCGACCAGCUUCAAUAACUGGCGGAACCCCCUCGAACGAUACUUCAUCCAGGCCGGCCAACAGGCGUCGGGAAUCGACAGAAGCCCCAGCGAUCCCUGGGGCGGUGAUCACGUCGGGUUCUUCUCGUCGCUGGCCACGGUAGAUCGGCGGAACGUAAGAGGCACCCGGAGCUACGCUGCCAGCGCGUAUCUGCUCCCGAACGCGUCACGCUCCAACCUGAGGGUGCUGACCAACGCCCUGGCUUUGAGGGUCCUAAUGGAGGGGCGCACCGCCCGUGGGGUUCAAUUCAUGCACUCGGACAAGAUUCGCGAAGUUCGCGCCACCAGAGAGGUGAUCCUUAGCUGCGGCGUGUACAAGACACCUCAGCUCCUGGAACUGUCCGGGAUUGGGGAUCCAGUCGUCUUGCAAGAUGCCGGUGUAAAAUGCACCGUACCGCUGCCAGGGGUGGGCGCCAAUCUCCAGGAUCACGUUCUGACGGCCGCAGUCUACGAAUUGAACGAGGGGAUUACGUCGUUGGAUGCUCUCCGCCACCCGAGCAUUCUCCAAGAACAUGUGGACAUGUACGCCAAGGACAGCACCGGGCUUCUGGCAUCCGCCACGAGUGGAAUGGGGUUUCUCCCUUACUCGAGGAUAGUCUCGCCGGCCGAGCUAGAGCGGACGUGCCAAAAGAUCCUUGACUCGCCGGCGCAAACACCCUUCCAGCGCAAGCAACGCGAGCAGGUCGUCGGACAGCUCCGGAGUCCAACCUCGGGGAACAUCCAGUUCAUCCUCUCUCAAGGCACCCUGAACGUGGACGAGGUGGUCGCCAACCAGGGAAAAUUCGCCAAACCGCUCGCCGAAACCGACCCGGAUGGCUUUACAAUCGUGGCUUGUCUCGAAUAUCCCGCCUCGCGGGGUACUGUCCACAUCACUAGCGGCGACCCCACCGUGAAUCCCGCCGUCGACCCGGCAUACCUCAGUCAUCCCGCGGACGUGGAUAUCCUGGCAGCGGGGCUCGGAUUCUGCGACGAGAUCGCUCAAUCUCCAGCACUGAAAGAUAAAAUCCGGCGGCGAGCGCACCCCACUGGCGACAUUCGCGAUCGUUCCCGGGCCACGGAAGCUGUGCGCGACUUUUGCAUGACCGAGUACCAUCCUUGUGGUACGUGUGCGAUCGGGUCGGUCGUGGAUGAGCGCCUGCGGGUGCGCGGCGUGACAGGACUGCGCGUAGUCGAUGCCAGCGUGUUUCCGGGCAAUGUGAGUGGGAAUAUUUUAUCAACCGUGUACGCUGUUGCGGAGAAGGCGGCGGAUUUGAUCAAGGAAGACGCGUCCUGGGUGCAUCCAUCUCUUUAA